AUGAAGUGCUUCGUCUUCCUCAUUCCCAUCCUGUUGGAACUGUCCAGUGCGAACGUCCUCCAUCCUCGCAAGACAGCUUCCUGCCAGGAUGCUUGUGGCAAGCACUUUGCAGGCAAAACGAUGACUCCAGAUAAGUCGGUUGUCUUGUCGGAUUGCAACAGCUUCCUUGCUACAACUGUCGCCGCUGCAGCCACAACGAUUACGACAACUGUGCCUCUUGCCGUUUUCGCGAAUCAGACGAUUGAGGAGAACACACGGUACACAAUAACCCCUCUUCAGAAUGCCACUCAAGCUGUAGCACAACCACCCAUUCCUACCUAUAUGAACGAUUUCGGAUGCCAAUCUGCUGCGGGGACGAACCUUGAUGCAGAUCAAUAUACAUCAUUGUGCCAGUGUGCUGGCGCCAAGGUCACAAAAACCAAAGUACCAGCUUCGACCGUAACUGUUACUGUACACGUCCCAACCCAGGUCUCGUCAUUCAAGAUCCGUGUCGUCUUCGAGAACGGUACCUACAACUACCUUGAUCCCCAACCAUACAAUGUGGCCGGCGGAGAAUGGGUUGGCGGAGUCGUCCCAGCCUACGCCAACACCACCAAAGUCAAAGCCAGCUUUGCGAUCCAGAACGGCACACUCAUGUACAAGAGCAUGAAUUUGAUGGAAUACGAGCGAGUUCUUCCCUCCCUAGCGGAUGGCACCCCGCAAUUGGUCUGGUUCGUAACACCUAAGGAAGAGCGCAUGAAGAACUCGCGACCAUUCGUUAUCACUCACAAGUAUUUCGAUAACAAGAUGCAUCAUCCCCUUGUUCCUUAUGAGGGUGGAGCCGGUAUUGAGUACAAGGAGUUUUUCAUCUGUGAGAGUUGUGGUAAUCAGCUUUACAUCACUACUUCGGCCUGGAAGGAUGGCUACAUUAAGAGAAUGGCGACCGACAAGUGGGAUAGGUACGACUGGGUUGAGUUGCAUGCCGAGCCUGACUUCUAG
This is a messenger RNA of Cadophora gregata, 978 nucleotides long. RefSeq lists its product as uncharacterized. Bases 1 to 978 code for a protein of 325 amino acids. NCBI's taxonomy places the organism in Eukaryota, Fungi, Ascomycota, Leotiomycetes, Helotiales, Ploettnerulaceae. The record is from RefSeq and is a predicted model, not a curated record. The transcript has 3 exons.